AUGUCCCAGUGCAAUCCCUUAUCCCAUGGGAUAUGGAAAGAGCUUGGCAAACUUGCAGAGUUGAACCAAAGGGGUCUGAUUCUUGACCGUCACUUCGAGACAAUCAAAGCACACGUGAAGGCGGGCUUCUCCGUUGCGAAGGAGCGAUGGGACGCCAUCGAGAGCGCGUGGGGGCUGAAGCAGAACGGUGUCUUCGACGAAGAAGAGUGGGUCACGCAGAUUGACGGCGAAACGCAGGGUACCGCGAGGAGAAAAACCAUAGAUCGCGGGAAGCAAGCUAGGGAGAGAGCUGCCAAAGGCACUCUCGGCGGCAACAUCUGCAACGCGUUCGCGAUUGGCAGCGGAGGACCGCACAGCAGUGCAAACAUGUCCAACGGCGUGCGGCUGCGGCGCAUGUUACGGAAGGAUGUCGGAGGGAGUGUCCUGCCGUGGGAAGCAGCCGGGCCUGGGCGUUGUUGGCACGUGAAGUUCGAUCAUGCGACGGGGACGGCUUCGUUUGUCCUCCAGCGGAAGCGCUUUCUCGAUCUCGACUUAGAUAGCAACGGCUUUAUGGACCGCAAACCCAAGGAUACUCGUGGGGCUUCCAAGCGCAGGCGAUACGACUUCAUGUUCAAAGCCCACGCGGAAUUGGUCGCGGCGGCAGCCGAUGACGUAAAGAAGAGCCUCCUCGCCAAACAGCAGAUGAAGCGGUGGUUUCCUGAGGCAGAGAAGCGACUGUUCAAGGGGUUCGUGGAGCGGCGGAACAGAAAGCUGAAGGUGUCGACCCUGUGGCUGACGAUCACGUUCCGGAAGCUCGUGCGAGAGAUGUACCCCGGGGAUCAACGAGCGGCGUCCUUCCGCGCAUCCUUCAGGUGGGCGCGAAAAUGGGCCAAGAGGCAUAACCUGUCCAAAAGACGCCGGUCCGACGUGUCGGCAGUCACGACGGUCGCGGAGAGAGAGUCCAGGGUUCCCAGAUACGGUCAAUUCCAGCUCUGGGAGCGUUGGAAUGUGGAUCAAGUGUCUUUGGCAUUCGUGAACGGGCUGCUCGACACGUGGGACAAGAGAGGUGCAUUGCGGGUAGCAAUCUCGCAGCCCUUAGUUGGCUUAGAGAAAAGGCAGUGCACGAUGCAAGUCAUCUUUGGUCCGGGUGAGAAGACCAUGCGCAUUUCGGUGAUUUUCCGAGGCACGGGAAAGCGGAUCUCGCCGGUGGAGAAGGCAGCGUAUCACGAGGACGUGGACGUGUUUUUCCAGGAGAACGCGUGGGCCGACCAAAAGUUCUGCAUGGAGUGGGCGAAGAGGUCCUACCGCGAAGGCCUGAUGCGCGGGCGGGGUGAGCUCCCCAAGGCGAGGUCCAUUCUUAUCAUGGACAACUUGCACGCGCAGACCACGGACGAGUUCAAGGAGUAUCUUGCGAAGCACUGCAACACUCUCGCCUGGUAUGGCCCUUCGGAGUGCACGGACGAGGUGCAGCCAGUUGAUGCAGGAGCCGGACGAUUUCUCAAGGUGGAAGUCGGGAGGCAGAUGGACAUAUGGCUCGAGCAGUCGGACAACCUCGAGAGGUGGGAAACCGCGUCGCUGACAGCUUCUGAUCGGCGCGUCCUGAUCACUCAGUGGAUGGGAGCGGCCAUGGCAAGACUCAACAGCCAACAGGCGUACCGAUACCGUCUUUUCGAAAAGUGCGGGAUGGCCAUGACCGUGGACGGCUCGGGCGAUGAUCGAAUCACCUUGGAGGGUUUGGACAAGCCGUAUACCUUCGCUAACGAUGAAGACAGUAGCGACGACGAACAAGGUUCGGAGAACGGCAACGAUGAGCCUGAGGGGCGGGCGGAGGAGGGCGAUGGAGGACGUGAGACGCUCAUGGAGGGCGUUGACUCCAGCGAUGAAGACGACGGCGACAUCUCUCAACCCCAGACCGACGAGCUAGCUCCUCUGGACGACGACGACAGCAUGGACCCACAAGACCUGGAGGAUGAGAUAAAGGGAAUGGAGAUCCCGGCAGGCUUUCGUAUUCAAGAAGCUAAACCCGUUGCUCUUUACAGAUUGCUUUUGCGGCGUGGAGUGCUCGCUAGGCUGGGCAUGGGGUGGUUUGGAGGGCUGAUCACUCAACAAUCUCAGAAGGACACUCGCCACCUGUACGACUACUGUGUGCAGCUGGAGCUCGACCAGAGUACGCACAAGAUGAAGUUGCCCUUAGACAAGUACAGCGGAGAUUCGGAUGCGGCUGUAGGCUCGUGGGUUUUGCUUGAGAGCAUUAGUAGAUCAGGAAGGGUACGCAGGACUAACGUCACCCUUGUGGACCAAGAAGGUUGACAGUUGCUGCUCCAUGCCUUGGUAUUUUUCAUUAUCGACAGCAGUACUAUUAAUAGUGUUGCUCAUGGUUGACAGCCGACAAUACAGCAAAUGAUGUUAAAAUACUGUAAGAACACGAACGCCCCUUUCUGUAGAAGAAUGGACGACGAAAUACGAACUUGGCAAAUAAGAACUUGUGCUCGGGUUGGGGCAGCCAAUAAGAACUGAGCCUCACC
Ectocarpus sp. CCAP 1310/34 is the source of this 2504-nucleotide messenger RNA. Lineage: Eukaryota; Phaeophyceae; Ectocarpales; Ectocarpaceae. The record is from the annotation of a GenBank genome assembly.